Schistocerca gregaria is the source of this 3912-nucleotide messenger RNA. Its product is annotated as dynein axonemal assembly factor 1-like. The transcript has a single exon. The record is from RefSeq and is a predicted model, not a curated record. Bases 17 to 1417 code for a protein of 466 amino acids. Lineage: Eukaryota; Metazoa; Arthropoda; Insecta; Orthoptera; Acrididae. Gene Ontology annotation, molecular function: protein binding.
GCUUUUGUCUGUUGGUAUGGUAACACGUCGCGCGUUGUCAACAGUGCGCUCUGAGCAGUCCAAGAGAGAAGUGUUGCCAGUGGAUGAAUACCAAGCACGAAAUAUGACGGACGCAGCUGCAGCAACAAAUAUUGAUGCACACGGAGGCGAAGGAGACAAGUUCGGCAGAAUCACGAAAAAAUUUCUUCGUGAUCUAUGCAAGAAACUCGAUUUAUAUUCAACGCCGUACCUCAACGACGUGUUGUAUCUACAUUAUAAAGGGUUCAGCAAAAUUGAAAAUCUCGAAGAAUACACAGGUUUAAAGUGUUUGUGGUUAGAGUGCAACGGCAUACGUAAAAUAGAAAACCUGGAUAACCAGAAGGAACUCAGAUGUUUGUAUUUGCAUCAUAAUUUGAUAAAGAAGAUUGAAAAUUUGGAUGUUUUAUUUCAUUUAGAUACAUUAGUGUUGAGUCAUAAUUGUAUAUCAAAACUAGAGAAUUUAGAACACUUAACGUCUCUUAAUACUCUGAAUGUAAGCCACAACAAAUUGCAGACGAGUGUAGAUAUUGAAAUUUUAAGGAUGUGUAAGAAACUCUCCGUCCUGGAUAUUUCUUUUAAUCAAAUUGAUGAUAAGGAAGCUAUGAAUGUUUUUUAUGAAAUGGAAAAUUUGCGAGUAUUAACUUUGACCGGAAAUCCUGUGGUGAAGAUGAUAUCACCAUAUAGAAAGAUUGUAACUGUGAGCUGUAAAAAUUUGCAGUAUUUAGAUGACCGACCAAUUUUUGAAAAAGACCGGUUAUGUGCAGAAGCAUGGCAUAAACAAGGACCUGAAGCGGAAAGACGAGUUAGAGAGAAAUAUGAAGCAGAAGAAUACGAGAAAUUACGCCAGAGUACUUUGGGCUUAACCAGGCUGAGAGAAAGUCAGCUUCAGAAUUAUUCAGACGUAAAGGACGAAACGAAAUCGGAUGGAUUAUUUACGGAACAGUCGGAAGCCGUCAGUUGCGCAUCUGAAGACAACAAUAUGAAUUGUGUUGGUGACAGUCACAGCUCAGACUGUGACCAAGAAGAAAAAAGUUCGCAGGCAAACACUCAUGAGGCAUCAAAGUUGAGCAGCGUGAGCAAGGAAAUAAUCGAAACAAAAUGCGCACAUCGUAGCGAAAAGGAAAUAAUAAAUACGGAAAGGCCUGAAAGUCGAGCAGUGCAUGUACCUCACCGUGAAAUGUUAGAAGUGGCAAAUGAGUGUUCUGUAAAUAUCACUAACGAGACUCUUACUUGUAAUGGUGAAGAUUUCGAGAUUAGAUCUUCGAGUGACACACUGGAAGUAUCAGAUGACGAUGAAUGUUAUAUGUCAGUGCGCCCCAAUCGUCCGCUCAUUGUGGAGUUAACUGAGAGCGAGGGAGGAUCAGAAGCAGCCAGCAACACUGUCGGAUACUUUAAUUAAAACAAAUUACAGGAAUAAUUUUAAAUUAUAACGCCUAAACUAUGUCUAGUUUGCAAUAGAUAUUUAUUUAACAAGCAUGUGACCUUUUUUCGUUAUUUUGUCAUGUAUGACUGCUUGCAAUAAACUGCUAUGACGAACAUAUUAAACGGCAUUGAAUAAUUCACUUACACGUGCUUUAAAUGGGAGUUAGCUUUUUUUUUCCUACUGUUGUAAAAUUUUGUGGUCGAGAGGAAUAUUCAAUAUGAGUUUUCGGCUAUGACCAGCGGUGGAAUAUUAAUCGCUCUUGGGGGGUCACAUUCUGGGAGCAUAUAUUCUCAGUUUUGUUGUUGGAAUGUGAAAGCGAAAUAAUCUGGUUGUGGUGACAGAUCAGUCUGUAGCUCAGCCCGAGGUCUAGGUUAACUUGGAAUUUGACAAUUUGGUUAAGAGUUGGCAAAGCCUAGACCGUGAAACUAAUGUAAUAUGGAUGGGUCACAGCCUGAUAUGUAGCUCUGAUAUCACAUCAUAGUCAUGUUGUUUAUGUCAUUUGUCAAUCAUUUCUUAAGUCUGUGGUCACAGCCAGUGACUCGUACUGAAUAUUUCUCUUUUGCUAGUUUGUGAAGAUCUGAAUAUAAUUUGACAACUGUUGUUAGGAAGGAACAUAAGUGAACAUUUUGGUGCGGUAAUCAGUAUGAGUCACGAUUAAGAAAUUCAUGUUGGCUGGUAUUUAUGAUUCAGUUUAGACCACACCAGAAUAUUGGUUAUCAUUUCUUCUUUAAAUUGGUCAGCAUACUACGUUUACACAAUCUGCAGAUUUUGACAUUACAUACAGACAGUGGUAACAUAAAACCAGAAACUUAUUUUCUUCUUGUUGCAUCAUUUUUUUCCAGAAGCUUUUUUCAAUAAUUUAUGUAGCUAUCUGUGUUUUUUUUGUGUGUGUAUACCGUUCAAUUUGAUUUACCUUUGUCAUGACAGACGAUUUCCAAGAAAUGUUGUCUUGCUGAAUCCUAUCAAAUUAUGGCAAUUCAUAGGUUUACAAGAGCAUUACAAUUAAUAGUUAUAUGUGAGAGUCAAAAUUAAAGCUCAGAAAUUGAUUUGUCAUUUUUAAAUAAAUGGUGAUAUUCUAAUAAAAGUGACUAUAAGUGAUAGUUAUGUUACAUUUGAUUGAAAGGUUCUGUUUGGAAUUUCAUUGAGAAUGUACUAUUAAUGGAAGUAUUAAUGUAUACAAAAGAAAUAAAGCAAAUUUUACUUUAAAAGUAGCCAUAACUGAAUUGUUUAAGGCAGGGCAUGUCCACUCUAUAAACUGUUCCUUGAUUUUGUGGACAAAGUGUUUGUUACGUGAUGCAGAGGAAACAUGUUUCAAGUGGGGAGAAAGCUGGAGUCAGGUGCAGUUCCACAAUUUGGUUCGGGGCAGGAGUCACUAGUAUGUUACUCUGUCUGUCACCUCCCCUCAUCCCACACCACCAAAUGUAACUCACUGUCAUUCCUAAUUUUAACACGCUGCAAAUGUGAGUUAUUUUAAUUGAGACAACAGUAAAAAAAUCUAAAACUUUUUAAUAUACUAAUAAUAAUAUGUUUACAUCAGCCAAAGUGCAUUGCUCUAGCAUAGAUAUUGCUAUCUAAAAAAGGUAGGUAAUGAAAAGCAUAUGUCUGAGAAUUUGAGAAGCACAAGUGUCACCAUAGUUAGUUUAAGAACUAAUAACCACACACUUCCACAACUUAAAAGUCUUAAUUUAAAUAUAUAAAAUCAAAGUGUGCACUUACAGUUGUCAGUAUUUCACUAAGCACUAUGAUCGUGAACAGUGCAGACUGUGAUUAAAUGAGUGGAAUGUCCAUAUUCUUAAUAAUUUCCUCCUAUGUUUGGGAAGCCAGUUUUUCUUUUGUUUUUUUCCUUAGUGGAGGGGUUUUUCAUUUCUGUCUUCCCUUACUCAGUUUUCUGCAGUUUCCGAAUUCUAUCUUUGGACUCGCAAACCGUGUCCGAUUUGUUGUUGGCAGCAAGUUAGCCUGUGAAAUGGCACCUUUACCUAGCUGAAAAGUUAAUGGUCAGGCCGCAAGCUCAUCCAUGUUGGCAGACAUUCACACAAGCCACUGAAACCUACCCUGUGUUAAACAUAGCUCUUAACCCUUUGCGGUGCAUUUUUUGUAGAAACUCAACAAAUCAUUUUUAUGGUAUGUUAUUAGAAUUGUGAUGAAUUGACUAUAUUUAUGUUUUUAUAAUUUUAUUUUUGUGAUUUAGGACCAAAAAUGAUGACGGUGUAUAUAUCAUUACAGCAUCUUUAAGAGCUGUUAAAACUAUGGUGGUAAAUGGAUUUACCACUCUCCUUUUGUGAGAUGAUGUGUCUCAGCAUUACAUGUAAAGAAUAAGAAACAGAACUUGUGUUAUAACUUUAUUUCAAUAUAUUUACAUUUCAUAUUUACAAGUGAUUUAUAUUUGGUGUUAACAAUUUGGUGCCUAUAAACAUGUCAGAUUUCUUUCCCAAACAAAUGUUCAAAUUAUUAUCACAGUUUUUUUUUUUUUU